GGGAAUGUGUUUGUGACGAACGCGAUCUCACUGUUUUCUAUCGUGCCCCUGUUUUCCGUACGCUCAGCAUCCAGCAUCCCGAGGAGAACUGCCAUAAUUUUUCUUUUUUGCCGCAGAUUUUUCAACUAAAAUACAAGAAUUUGAUCCAUCAUGUCGACUACGGAAUUCACAGAAGAAGAACAGAGUCGCUACGACCGGCAGAUCCGUCUGUGGGGAAUCGAAGCUCAACAAAGGAUGCGUAAUGCAACAAUUCUUGUUGUACGAUUGCAAGGCACUGCAACUGAAGUUAUCAAAAACAUCGUCUUAGCUGGCAUAGGCAAGCUCGUCAUGAUUGAUGACGCAGACGUUACUGAGGAGGACCUUGGGGCCGGUUUCUUUUUCCGAGACGAAGAUGUUGGUCAGAAGAGAGUAAUUGCUGCGAAAUCAAGAGUUGAGAGUCUCAAUCCCCUCGUGACGGUGGAGACUAUCACAACUUUGACCCUGCUUGAUGAGGCAACACUUGAACAAACGCUUGGAUCCGUAGAUUUGGUGUGUGUGACAGAUUGGGAUAGAGAUGGUCUUAUCCGUGUAAACGACGUGUGUCGGCGGCUCCGCACCCCGUUUUAUUGCGGUGGUACCUAUGGCGUUAUGGGCUACAUAUUCUGCGACCUACUCAAUCACGAGUACAUUGCUCCAGACCGUUCUGCCCCCAACACUGCCCAGAAAAACAUCAUGGUCACAGCCGCGUAUUCUCCUCUUCGAGAUGCUCUACGUCACAAGUGGUCCACAUUGACAAAAAGGCAAACUAAAGAACUGAAUCCUUCGGUCCUUUUCAUGAUUCUUGCACUGUGGGAGUUCCAGUCGAGACACGAGGGAGUCCUUCCCAGCAGUGUCGCUCAAGUGGAUGAAUUAGAAACCAUAGCAAACGCAAUGAUAGUUGCGGCAGACGUGAACAAGCAGGUCUUGACGAAAAUUCCUAGAGACUUUGCUGAGUCAAUAUCGACCACUGCAGGUCAUGAGUUUUCUCCAGUUUGCGCAAUAGUCGGUGGUAUGCUGGCACAGGACAUACUGAAAUCCCUGGCUGCCCGAGAACCCCCAAUUGCCAACUUCCUGACUUUCGAUGGUAAUACAGGAGGUGCCACUGUGGCUCGGAUGAAUAUGGCUUGACUGUUGAUAGCUUGACUAGUUGGGUCUAUCGCGUUUUUUCUUACUUCGUUAGGUGUCUCUUUUCUCAUCUGUAGUACAGGCAGUUUUACCGAUGUUGGAUGCUCUAUAUCUCCGAUAAAUAACAACAAGGUCAUCAAACUUGCAGAAUUAACUGUCGAGAUUACCGAUCCGGAGUAGUAUUUCGUCGCCCACCUUAUUCUCAGAUGCCUGGGCCCCAUCUAUGUACCUGAACGACAUAUGGAGGAUUUCAAGGCUUUAGAGCAAAUCAUAUCUGAUUUUAGAUACAUCAUGCAAGCGCCUCAGCUGACCGUUGUCCAUGCUCGAGUGGAUCGGAAGGCGAUACCGGAGUGACUUGUUAGCCAAGACAGUUCGCUGGCCGGCAAGAAACGUUGUUCAUAGCCGACAUUGUGUCGCCUAUCCAUCAGGCUCACUGGCUAUGACGUACUUUA
Molecule: messenger RNA, 1595 nt
Organism: Desarmillaria tabescens
Lineage: Eukaryota; Fungi; Basidiomycota; Agaricomycetes; Agaricales; Physalacriaceae
Exons: 7
Coding region: 151-1146 (331 amino acids)
Biological process (GO): protein sumoylation
Cellular component (GO): SUMO activating enzyme complex; cytoplasm
Molecular function (GO): SUMO activating enzyme activity
Source: RefSeq, a predicted model, not a curated record